GCCGUAAAGCACACCCGCCGCCCUCGCUCUCGAGCUGCUGCUGCGCUCUCCAGUGCGUUCUGCAGAAAGCAAGACUGUCGACUAAUAGAAAAUGAUGAAAAAGAUUGAAUUAUUUUCGAAUGACAGCCCAAUGAACCCUGAAGACAAAUGAGUAAAAUCAAUAAAAACGUGAUUUUGGCUCUUUUAACUCUGACAAGUUCAAUGUUUCUGCUAUUUCAGUUAUACUACUACAAGCACUAUUUAUCUCCAAAGAAUGGAGCUGGUUUGUCAGGAGCCAAAGGAAGUAAAGUUGGACACAAUAAUGUACAGUGGCGUGCAAUUAAGAAAUUUCUUAAGCUAGUAUCAAACCAAGAUAUGCCAGUGUUUCUUAUUGAUCCUUUGGUUCUGGAAGUGAUUAAUAAAGAUUUUGAACAAGUUAAAAACUCUUCUUAUGGUAGUGUCUCAGAAUGCAAGUAUUUAUGUGUGAAAAGAGACUUUACUACAUUUGCACUACUGGACCAUCUAUUGAAAAAUGAGGAGAACUGGUUUCAAAUAGCUGAGAGAAUGGGAUUCCAGUGCCUAAAAAUUCAGAGCAAAGAUCCCCGCCUAGAUGGAAUAGAUUACCUCUCAGGAACUGAUAUCCCCCUGCACUAUAUCCUCAAACUAGCAACUCAUGCCAUUCAUCUGGUGAUCUUCUAUGAAAGAAGUGGCAACUACCUCUGGCAUGGACAGUUACGACUUAAAGGACAUUCAGACAGAAAGUUUGUGCCUUUUCGGAAGUUACAGUAUGGUCGUUAUCCAGGAGCUUUUGACAGGCCAGAGUUACUACAAGUUUCUGUUGAUGGACUUGAAGUACAGAUUCCAAAGGACCUUAACAGCUUUCUACAGGAAGUAUCACACUCUAGGUUUAUUGAAUGUAGGUUUAAAGAAGCUCGCUCUUUCUUUCAGAAGUACCAUGAUGACAUCUCUGUGGAGGCAGUGCUGUUUCAGAAGAGUGCAAAAAUAUUGUUACACCUGGCAGCUGCAGUAUUAAAGGAUUUGGGAGUCCAAUUUUGGCUCAGCAGUGGAACCUGUCUUGGCUGGUAUCGGCAGUGCAAUAUUAUUCCUUACAGCAAAGAUGUGGAUUUGGGGAUUUUUAUACAAGAUUAUACAUCAGAUAUAAUUACAGCUUUUCAGAAUGUAGGAUUUUCACUAAAACACAAGUUUGGAAAGGUAGAAGACAGUUUGGAGCUAUCUUUCCUUGGAAAAGAUGAUGUGAAACUUGACAUUUUUUUCUUCUAUGAAGAGACUGAUCACAUGUGGAAUGGAGGCACUCAGGCCAAAUCAGGGAAAAAAUUUAAGUACCUGUUUCCUAAAUUUACACUCUGUUGGGCUGAAUUUGUAGAAAUAAAGGUCCGUGUGCCCUGUGAAACUAUCAACUACAUUGAAGCCAACUAUGGCAAGACCUGGAUGAUUCCUGUGAAGACCUGGGACUGGAAGAGCUCCCCACCUAAUGUGCAGCCCAAUGGGGUCUGGCCUGUUGCUGAAUGGGAUGAUGUUAUUCAGCUAUACUAAGCCAUUGAACUUACUAAACAAGAUAUUUCUCCUUGUCAAAGUUCUUAAAUUUAAAAAUUUUAUGUUAUAAAAAUUACUGAGUUUUUGUCAAAUGUUCUUACUUAAAUAGAAGGAGGAAAAAAAGGUUCAGAUGAACAAAAGUAUUUUUCAAACCACCCCAGAUCUGUAGCCGGCUGACUUGGUGUCUAUUUCUUAUCAUCUCUUUAGAUCUAUUCUUUAAGCUUAAAGGAUCAGAGAUAGUGAUCAGGAAGUAAAAUUUUUAGGUGUUAUAAAGUAACAAGCAUUGGACAGCUACAUCUCAGGAGCAAUGUGGUAUGAGACAUAUUCAGACCAAAAGAAGCCAAAAGCUUGUUCCUAGCCCUGUAGAUUAGGUACCUUCAUAGAUGUCCAACUUCAUGUUUUUAAAACGUUAGGUGGUUGUGUGGUGACUAAGGUUAGUGUAAAUAAUAUAGGGAUAUCACCCUCUUUACUCUCCAACUAUUCAGCUACAAGAUAAAAAGGAGAUCAGAUCACUGACCUUGACUGAAAAUAGGCAUGUUAUCCACCAAGUCCAGUUUCCUUAGUUUAGUGUCUAAUUUUCUAAAUGAAGGAAACAUAAGAACUGUUAUUUAUAUUUUUAAAAACUAUGAUCAAUCCAGUGCUGAUAAUCCUCAAAAACACCUUUAAUUUUUAAGUACACUUCCAUUUGUCUGUGACUGUUUCUUACAAUUUUGGAGUACAGUUCAGUUAAAAUUGAAUGAAAGUGGAUUCAUGUACUAGUUAAUCAGUCCCUUUCUCCUCCAUCUCUUAGUUUAGUAGUUUUCUAGCUUUCAGUUAAAAGCUCUAGUUUCUGAUUAUAUUUCAUCAUUUUUAGAUGUUUUCUUUUUUAUCUAGUCAUAAAUUAUGCAUAUUGUCUGUUCUUUACUGAUCUUCCAGGAGGAGCCUGUCACUUUUAUGCCAGUCAUCUAGAUGUUCAGGUCCCAGUUUUCCCCCAUUCAUUGUGUUUCCCCACAAUGACCUGACAACUCUUCUUCUGUUCCCAGGAUGUCUCACUCUAUCCAUCAUAUUGCUGAAGCUAACUCUCCUGAUCUACGAGAUCAUACUUAGCCACACUAAGUUGCUAAGUGGCUUAAACCCAUACUUAGCUAAAACCAGAAAUAAUAGGAGAUUUGGAUGGAAGAGUUGUUCUUUACCUAAGUUGUUUAAUUAUCUAGACUUUUUUGUUGGUGAUAUUGGUUUUUAAGUCCAACAUCUCUGCUAAUUCUAUUAGUGUCAGUAGUUGAAAAUUGAUUGUAUUAGUUCCAACUUGUAUCCUCAAACCAGUUUUUACAUUCCUUACAUUUGCUUCAUGCCCUCACCCUUGCCUUCCUCACAAAUAAUUGGCAGGUAGGUACAUAGGUUUAUAAGAAGCAGAGAGGAAAAGAAAAAGAAGAAGUGGGAGAGGGAGAAGAGGAAAGAGAGGAAGAUUUCCCCCUUGGCUUUCUCCCCCUCCCUAAUCCAUCCAAUUUUAUCGAGAUAAACUAAGGGACAGUCAGACUACAACACGAGACUGAAAUCCCAAUUUAAUAGUAUUUUCCUAAGUCAGAAUCAGUAAUUCAGUUGGUAAUGCUUCUGGCAAGGGACCAGCCCCAAGUAGAAAGCAUGGGUUUUCAGAGGUGGCCCAUUUUUGCUUUGGUCAUAUCUUUUUUUCCAGAGUUUUUGCUAAGAUUAUCCUCUCUUUGUGCAAUGUAAAUUGAUCAAGUUAUCCCAGUUGAUAACUAGUUCUGUAACUGCUUUCAUGAGUAGUAAAAAGUUUUGUCAUUUCUAACAUGAAAGAAUUUACAGUCUUACCUUAAAAAAGGGGGGGGGGCUUUAGACUCUCCAUAUAACUAAUUCAGAGGCUGGUUAAUAUUUAAUUAUAUUUUCUUUUCUGACAGCCUCACAACCAAAAGAUAACAGUUCUAGCCAUGCAGUGAAAUACUUACCUUUUGUCAUGUAAGUGACCCAAUAUUUCCCUAUUAGAACUAGAUAAAAAGUGAAAUGUUUAAAUACAGACACACACAUGUAUAUAUUUAGAAUGAAGUAGGGUUUUUAACCAUGUACAGAAUUCAUUGUUUAUUUACUAAUUAUUUCAUUUUGUUAUAAAGUCUGGAUAUUCUAUUGUAUUAAUGAAAUUGAUGUUUAUUUCUACUGAAAACAUUAUAUUGUGGU
This is a messenger RNA of Vombatus ursinus (common wombat), 3702 nucleotides long. It is a transcript of the gene FKTN, whose product is annotated as fukutin. Bases 148 to 1533 code for a protein of 461 amino acids. Gene Ontology annotation, cellular component: Golgi membrane. NCBI's taxonomy places the organism in Eukaryota, Metazoa, Chordata, Mammalia, Diprotodontia, Vombatidae. The record is from RefSeq and is a predicted model, not a curated record. The transcript is spliced from 10 exons.